This is a messenger RNA of Polyodon spathula (Mississippi paddlefish), 1358 nucleotides long. RefSeq names its product torsin-2A-like. The record is from RefSeq and is a predicted model, not a curated record. Gene Ontology annotation, molecular function: ATP hydrolysis activity; ATP binding. The transcript has 6 exons. Gene Ontology annotation, cellular component: endoplasmic reticulum lumen; nuclear envelope. Lineage: Eukaryota; Metazoa; Chordata; Actinopteri; Acipenseriformes; Polyodontidae. The coding region runs from base 1 to 987 and encodes 328 amino acids.
AUGACAGCGGUGUUUCUCGCAUUAUUUGUUUUAUUGUCGAACUCUCUCAGCUCAGUGGCUUCUGCUUUUCAGUUCAAGACUGUUUAUUGCACCAUAUCUAACAACUGCGAGUGCGACUUCCACCCGGACCUUCAAGGGCUGGAGUUGGAGCUGUACCGCAAUGUGUACGGGCAGCACCUCGCUCAGGAGGCUGUGUCGGAGGCGCUGGCUGAGUUCAUCAACGAUGCGAGCCCGGAGAAGCCGCUGGUGCUGUCCUUCCAUGGCUCCUCUGGCACGGGGAAGACCCUGGUGAGCUGGCUGCUGGGGAGGUACCUGUACGGCUCAGCCAAGACCAGCCCUCACGUGCACCAGUUCAUACCCACCCUGCACUUCCCUUACCCACACAGGGUGCCGCAAUACAAGUAUCUGGUCAUUCCUCACUUGUGCUGCUUGUAUGUCUCUGCUCUGCAGAAGGAGCUGAAGGCCUGGGUGGAGGGGAACCUCACAGCUUGUGCCCGCUCCGUGUUUGUAUUCGAUGAGAUGGAUAAGAUGCCCCCUGGUCUCAUUGACGUCCUCGUCCCAUUCCUGGGGUCGUCCCACGUGGUCUACCAGACCAACUACCGGAAGGCUAUCUACGUCUUCAUCAGCACUGCCGAUGAGGAGCAGAUAAACCGAUUGGCUCUGGAGGCGAGGCAGGCCGGCCGCGACCGGGAGGAAAUCCUAUUGGAUGAGAUGGAGGAGGCACAGGCAGUGUUCAACAAGAGCUGCAACGGGUUAUAUCACUCGGAGAUUAUCCAAGAGAAGCUGGUCGACAGCUUCGUGCCCUUCCUGCCCCUGACUCGCUGUCACGUGGAGCGCUGCAUACGCCGGGAGCUGUGCCUGCGUGGGCAGUGCCACCGUCGUGACAUCAUCGAGGCAAUCACGGGGGCCAUGACCUUCUCCCCCGAGAGAGAGCGGCUCUUCUCACACAGCGGCUGCAAGACUGUACCCGCCAAGGUUAACUACUAACUCUGAGAGUCUGCAACAGCAACAAGAACCGUGGAAGAACCUGAGCCUUGUCUGUCCACUGGGCAUGCAAUCUGGGGUGAAUUCAGUGCCUUUGAAUGGUGGUCUCCAAAUGGAGGAUAGAACACAGGGGUAGUUUCAGCGCACCAGCUUGCAUCUCAGUUUAGUCCCCCCAGAAUAGGGUCAGGGAAUUGUGUUAUUGGUGUAUAACAGCCUGAAACUUCACAUGUAAAAUGUGUGGAAAUUUGAAAGACCGUACUCCAGUCACAGAGUUUGGGGUCAAGGUUUGCCUCCUCAUGUCAGCUGUGGUCUCCAGCAAAGCACAAUUCUGCAAUUUGUUAUGCUUUUAUGACCCCAUGAUAUACAUUCUUAUC